Molecule: messenger RNA, 4747 nt
Organism: Leptonychotes weddellii (Weddell seal)
Lineage: Eukaryota; Metazoa; Chordata; Mammalia; Carnivora; Phocidae
Source: RefSeq, a predicted model, not a curated record
AAAUUCCAUUCUUUGCGAUCAAAUGGAUUUGUUGUGGCUCAACCAAUUUGCAAUCCUCCUCUGGAAAAAUUUCAUUUUAAAGAAAAGGAAGAUAAUUUCUUUAAUUGUGGAAAUCUUCAUGACAGUCUUCUUCUCUCUAUUGAUUUUGCUUCAUCGCAGAGAUAUAAAGAAGACGUUUCAGAAUGUUACUGUUUUCAAGCCUCUUCCUUUGAUGACCCCACCUGAUUUCUUCUUUAAUAGAAGCUAUGUAUAUGAAUUAGCUUAUGUGCCUUCUAAAAGUGUUGUGGUAAAAAAUAUUACUGAGAUGGUGAAAGAGAUGUUAAAUACCAAUUUUUCAGUUCGAGGCUUUUCUUCAGAAGCACAGUUUGAAAAGUACGUUGUGUCUGAAAAGCAGCCUAUGGUUCACGUGCUGGCUGCCAUUGUAUUUGACCAUGACUUCAGAAACAGUGACGACGGUUUGCCACUUAAAGUAAAAUAUCAUCUGCGUUUUGGUGCAGGUACUGAGAAAUCUUCCAAUUUGCUAAGCUCCUUAAAAGCUACUGGAUGGAAUACACAUCUUCUCUUUCCAGAGAUACCUUCUCUAGGACCCAGGAACCCAGUUGGUGGUGAUGGGGGAGAUCCUGGGUACAUCAGAGAAGGAUUCCUGCUUUUGCAGCAUGUCAUAGAUCGGGCCAUCAUGACGUACCAUAAUGGCAGAGCUGCAGAACAAGUGUUUAGUGGUGUCUUAAUUUUUCUUAGGCAGUUUCCAUUCCCUGCUUAUUAUAAUGAUAGCUUUUUGUGGAUUUUUAUAAAUAUCUUCCCUUUGGUAGUUUUACUUGUAUUUUCUCUAACUGAACUUACCCUCAUCAGGACCAUUGUUUCAGAAAAGGAAAAGAGAUUAAAGGAGUACCAGCUCAUGAUAGGACUCAGUAAUGCUAUGCUCUGGGCUUCCUAUUUUGUCUCAUUCUUUCUGAUGUUUUUAAUUAUCAUCUGUUUACUGUGCGUGAUUUUAUUUGUCAAGAUCGUACCUGAUGUAGUCCUCCAGUACAGUGACCCAUCUCUCGUCUUUGUCUUUUUCCUGUGCUUUGUCAUCGCCUCUAUAUCCUUCGGCUUUCUGAUUUCCACAUUCUUCAAUACAGCUACUUUGGCUGUUUCUGUUGGAGGUUUCCUCUAUUUUGCCACCUUCUUUCCAUAUGUAUUCGUGAGGACCAUAUAUACACAGAUGACCCUCACCGAGAAGCUGGCUUUCUGUGUCUUUUCGAAUGUUGCAGUAGCUUUGGGGGUUGAUUUUAUAAGCAAGAUGGAAAUGAAGGAGUAUGGUGUCCAGUGGAAUAACAUCCUGUCACCAGUGAAUCCAGAUGAUGACCUUAGUUUUGCUCAUAUUAUGGGAAUGCUUUUAUUUGAUGCUUUCUUGUUUGGCCUUAUGACCUGGUAUAUAGAUGCUGUCUUUCCAGGGAAGCAUGGUGUGCCCAAGCCAUGGUAUUUCUUUGUGCAGAAAUCCUACUGGUUUGGUAAAGCUUUAAGCAUUAAGAAGAAAGAAGAUAAUCAAAUUAUUGAUAUAACUAGAAGUGAUUAUUUUGAAGAUGAACCUGUUGAUUUGGUGGCUGGUAUCAGUAUUCAACAUCUGUACAAGGAAUUCACAGUGGAGAAGGAUACCAUCAUGGCAGUAAAAAACUUAUCUUUCAAUGUAUAUGAGGGGCAAAUCACUGUUCUUCUGGGACCUAAUGGGGCAGGAAAGACUACCACCUUAUCAAUUCUCACAGGUUUGACUCUUCCUACAAGUGGAAAGGUGUAUAUUAAUGGAUAUGAUAUCUCAAAAGACAUGGUUCACAUCAGGAAUAACUUGGGCUUUUGCCCCCAGGAUAACAUAUUGUUUUCAGAAUUGACAGUAUCAGAACAUCUCUAUUUCUACUGUGUGAUAAAAGGAGUACCUCCAGAGAUACGUCUCACAGAAAUUAAUAAAAUGCUGACUUCUUUUGGCCUGCUGGAAAAGCAUGAUGCACUUGCAAAGUCACUGAGUGGAGGAAUGAAGCGCAAACUCUCCAUCAUUAUAGCACUUAUAGGAGGUUCCCAGGUGGUGAUACUUGAUGAGCCAACAUCUGGCAUGGACCCAGUCUCAAGGAGAUUCACCUGGAAUGUCCUUCAGCAGUAUAAACAUGAUCGUACCAUCUUACUGACCACCCACCACAUGGAUGAAGCUGAUGUCCUGGGUGACCGUAUAGCCAUCAUGGUCAAGGGAUUCCUGCAGUGUUGUGGCUCUUCAAUUUUCCUGAAAAGAAUAUAUGGUGUGGGAUACCACAUAAUUAUGGUGAAGGAGCCUCACUGUAAUGUUGAAGAAAUUAUUCGAGUGGUUGAUCAACAUAUACCUGAAGCCAGAUUGGAAAACAAUGUUGCAGCUGAAUUAUCAUUUAUCCUACCCAAAGAAUACACACACAGGUUUAAAGACCUGCUUACUGAUCUGGAAAACAGGCAGAAAGAGCUGGGCAUUGGUAGCUUUGGCGUCUCAAUCACUACCAUGGAAGAAGUUUUCCUUAGGGUCAGUAGAGAGGAUGAUGAAGCUUUCCAGACCCCAUCCCUAAAGGACAAAAACAGAAGAGAAAACAUGAACCAGAAUAUGAAUGUGCCCAGAAGUUUUGAGAGAUCAUACUCUCCCACUGCAAGUGAACCCUCUAAUAUUAAGUUUAAUACUGGGUGGUCUCUUAACUGCCAGCAGUUCUGUGCCAUGUUCAUAAAGAGGGCUAUGUUCUCUUGGCGCAACUGGAAUUUGAUGUUGAUGCAGAUCCUGGGACUUCUGGGCAUUGUUUAUUUUCUCAUGAGAGGAAUGGAAAUUUCAAGAAAUAGAGUUGAAAAUGCCAGGGAAAUGGAUUUGGAACAAUAUGGUCAAACCAUAGUGCCUUUCUCAGAUGAUGAUCGUUCUGAUUUUUCUCAGAAUUUAACAAAAAUUCUUGAGAUGAUGCUAAAGGCUAAGAAACAAAAACUUCAGGAAGUGAAAGUCACCAAUCUCAUAAAGGCAGCCAAAUCAGAGACAAGAAUCAUCCUUCAUGGAGACUGGCCACAGAAGUUAAUUAUUAAUGGAGGCACUUUGACUGUAUUGCAUAGUUUUCUCCACUUUGAAUUGACUUGUGUACUCUCUAUCUCAGUGGUGUUCCUAUUAUCUGGAUUGGAUGCACUGACCAAGAAUUACCGCUUUCUGGACACAUUGGUCAUCUUCAUGCUGUUUGGCUGGUCUAUCAUUCCCUUCACGUACCUGAUAAGUUUCCUUUUUUCUAGUCAUACCAGUGCCUACAUCAAGCUCGUUAUGUUAAACUACUGUGCAGGAGUUUUCAGCAUAGUAAUGGAUAUAAUAAUAACCACAACAUCAGACAAAGGAUCUGCUUUUGAAAGCCUCCUACUUAAUUCAAUGAUGGUGUUACCCAUGCAUAACUUUGGGAUGAGCAUCAGCAAAUAUUAUGAUAACCAAGAGACAAACAUUCUGUGUUCCUCAACAGACGUUCCUGCCUUCAUAAACUGUAGUAAAGCAAUAACUCAGAUGAAUGUAUAUAGUUUGGAAAAAGAUGCAAUAGGAAGAUUUUUAGUUGCGAUGGCUGUUACGGGAUUUAUUUUCUUCCUCUUGAUUUUCCUUUUGGAGACCACCUCAUGGAAAGUGAGAACCUUUGUGUUUCGCUAUAUUUUCUUUGGUAUCUACAAGAAAUUUAAUAAGGUAAGUAUGUCCACAGAAUUAUCUGGGGAAUCUGAAAAUGAUGAUGUACAAUAUGAGAGAAACAGAAUCCUGGAGCAGCCUCAGGAAUUGCUGAAUUUCACAGUACUUAUUAAGGAACUCACAAAGAUAUAUUUUACAUGUCCAGCUGUUUUGGCUGUCAGAAAUAUCUCCCUUGGAAUCCAAAAGGAGGAAUGUUUUGGACUGCUUGGAUUAAAUGGAGCUGGAAAAACUACUACCUUCGAAAUAUUGACAGGAGAGGAGACUGCUACCUCUGGGGAUGUGUUCAUUGAGAAUUUAAGUAUCACCAAAAAUCUUCUAGAGGUAAGGUCAAAAAUUGGCUAUUGUCCACAGUCUGAUGCUUUGCUGGAUUACAUGACUGCUCGGGAAAUUUUGGUCAUGUAUGCCAGGUUGUGGGGUGUUCCUGAGACCCAGAUUACACAAUAUGUGAAUAAACUGUUGCAAUCACUAAAUCUGGAACCCUAUGCUGACAAGUUUAUUUAUACUUACAGUGGAGGAAACAAACGUAGACUGAGUAAUGCCAUUGCCCUAAUGGGAAAUCCCUCAGUCAUCUUCCUGGAUGAGCCAUCAACUGGCAUGGACCCAGGGGCCCGGCGCCUGCUUUGGAACACAGUAACAAGGGCACGUGAAAGUGGCAAAGUCAUCAUCAUUACCUCUCACAGUAUGGAGGAAUGUGAUGCCCUCUGUACCAGGCUGGCCAUCAUGGUGAAGGGAAAAUUCAUGUGCCUGGGCAGCCCUCAGCACCUCAAGAACAAGUUUGGCAAUGUUUACAUCCUGAAGGCUAAGUUCAAGAUGGAUACAGAUGAGAAUGAAUUAGAGAAUUUUAAAAAAUAUAUUGCAACGGCUUUCCCAGGUAGUGAAUUAAAACAUGAGAAUCAAGGGUUCCUUAACUACUACAUUCCCAGCAAGGACAAUGGCUGGGGAAAGGUGUUUGGUAUUUUGGAGGAAGCUAAAGAGCAAUUCAAUUUAGAAGACUAUUCCAUCAGUCAGAUAACGCUGGAACAAGUCUUCCUGACCUUUGCUACGCCAGAGAACACAGAAGGGGAUUGA